Cuscuta europaea is the source of this 542-nucleotide messenger RNA. Lineage: Eukaryota; Viridiplantae; Streptophyta; Magnoliopsida; Solanales; Convolvulaceae. The record is from the annotation of a GenBank genome assembly.
GAAGAGAUUACAGGACCCUUUCUCUCCAGAACAUAUUUUGGGAUUUGACAAAUUUCGAGGAAACAACAACAACGUCGUGUGGAAUCAGUUUGUUGGAGGAUCAUAUAAUUGUCGUUCAUGUUAUAAUUAUAAUGAUAUUGCAAGGAACAACAACUACGAAUAUGAGUGUUUUUCAACACAGAAUAGUUCAAAGGACGUAUUUGUAGGCAUGGCUAAAACGCAUGAGGGGUCACUUGAACUUCAAAAUCUAAUAAAGAAUGGAAAUCCAAGAGAUAGGCAAGAAGUUCUUGAUGGGAUUAUUGGAUGCAUAUUUGAUGUGAUGAUCGAUCCACAUGGCCACCAUCUCUUUCGAAGAAUUCUUGAGUUUUGUGAUUCUAGUCAGUUGGACACCAUCUUUGUCACCUUGAUAUCACGCAAGGAGUUGCUUAUCAACACAUCUCUUGUGCAAUACGGGUCAAGUGCAAUUCAAAGAUUUAUCAAGAGACUUAAAAACACUGGGUUGGGGCAAUUCGUUGCAAUCAUCCUUUCUAUGAGAUUUGUCG